Effrenium voratum is the source of this 2832-nucleotide messenger RNA. The record is from the annotation of a GenBank genome assembly. NCBI's taxonomy places the organism in Eukaryota, Dinophyceae, Suessiales, Symbiodiniaceae.
AUGCGUUGCGACUGCCAAUGUUUGAAGGCCAAGUUGGUCACCACGCUGCUGGCCCUCGCUCUGCCAGUGCCCACGGGUGUGGUGGCGCCCAGUAUGGUGCUGGGCGCCUUGCUGAUGCGAGCCAUCUGCACCCAGCUCCCAGAUGGGUUCUUUACCCCGCUGCUGAGACAGGAGGACGAUUUAGGCGCCUUCUUGGCGCGACUCAGCAUUUUGGGCGCCUCUGCCUUCAGCUGCGCGGUGGUGCGCGCCUACGGCGUGGCCAUCACCACCUUCGAGGCCAUGGCCCUGAGCAACAUGGGGGUGCCGUUGAGCCUCAGCAGCCUCACCGCCAUCUUCGUGGCGGACCUCAUCUCGUUGCCCUUCUUUGACACUGCCCUGGUUCGAAAGGGCUGGCAGGGAGUGAGCCAAAUGACCUGCACCAACCACGCAGAGGAGCCGGCCUUCCUAGUCAUGCAGCCGCAUUCCGAGUUCAUUUCAUUGCCGGAGAUGGCAAGCUUGGAGCACGUGGAUGCGGCCCUGCGAGCGACGCCGCUGGAGUUCAGCUUUCCAGUGAUCUCCACAGAUGACCACCUGUCGGCGGUGCACCCCCACCACCACUUGCUGCGGGGCACCAUCUCCCGUGAGGCGGUCGCGGAGGUGAAGCGACGCCUGGAGGCCAGCCAGGAGAAGGAACCUCAGGAGGAGGAUAAGCAUGUAUCUCUUCUGAGUCUCCGGUGGGAGGACUCCCAGAGAUUCGGGCAGCUCCUGGCUGACAUUCUACCGCUCUCGGUGGACCCCUUGGCCACGGUGCAGGAGCUUUACAUGACCCUGAAGGUGGUGCGCAAGGAGGUGGCUUACGUCACCGCCCAUGGCGUUCUGCUGGGCCGAGUCGGCUUUAAGGAGCUCAUUGGCGAAGGCAUGCCCAUCGCCAAGGGUCUGGGCGCUUUCCAUGAUCAGGAGACCUUCAAGGCGAUCUACAAUGCCGAGAGCCCGCAGAGCUGGGUCCCGUUUCCCGAGAAAGGCAAAGAGGUUUCUGGGCUGCAGGUUUCGGACCAGAGCCUGAAGCACACCUUGGAGUUUGGCAUCGGCAUCCACCACGCGGGUCUUCCCGAGCGCGAUCGCAAGGUCGUUGAAGAGCUCUUUGUGGAGGCAAAGAUCAUGGUGCUGAUUUCCACCUCCACUCUGGCCUGGGGUGUGAACUUUCCGGCUCACCUGGUGAUCAUCAAAGGCACUGAGUACUACGACGGCCAGCUCAAGCGCUACGUGGACUUCCCUAUCACCGACGUCUUGCAGAUGAUGGGCCGCGCCGGGCGGCCGCAGUUCGACACCGAGGCCCGGGCCGUGGUCAUGGUCCACGAGCCAAAGAAGAACUUCUACCGUCGAUUCAUUUACGAGCCUUUCCCCGUGGAGUCCUCCUUACAUGAGCAGCUGACAGAUCAUCUGAAUGCCGAGAUUGUGGCCAAGACCAUCAGGACAAGAGAGGAGGCCAUCGACUACGUGACAUGGACCUAUUUCUUCCGUCGCCUCACGGCCAACCCUGCCUACUACGACCAGCAGGCGGCACUAUUGGAGACCCCUGACUUCGAGAAGCAGAAGGACAUGCUGGCCAACUACAUCGAGCGGCUGAUGAACAAGUGCUUGGAUGAGCUCAUCCGCUCCGGGUGCAUUGAGCUCAAAGAGGACCAGGUCACGCCGGCAGGCAUGGCCUCCGCUCUGGUGGAACCCACCAAGUUGGGGCGAAUUGCCUCUCUCUACUACCUGAGCCAUCGCACUGUUGCACAGUUCCAGCGGACUCUGGCGAGGGAAGGCAUGGGAUUCGUGGAGAUCAUGCGGGUGCUGUGUGAGUGUCCUGAGUAUGAUGAGCUGCCUGUCCGUCACAAUGAGGACAAGCUUAACGCAGAGUUUGCGGAGCAUUGCCCAUUGGAGGUGGACCUGGCGGUCCAAGCCUACGACUCCCCGCACACCAAGGCCUUUCUGCUGUUGCAGGCACAUAUGUGGGGAAUCUCGCUGCCCAUCAAUGACUACAAGACGGACCUCAAGAGCGUCCUCGACCGGUCCAUUCCGCUUAUCCAGGCUAUGGUGGACAUAGCAGCGGAGGAGGCACAACUUCGGUCGACCUUGAACCUGAUCCUCCUGCUGCAAUGUCUCCAUCAGGCUCACCAGCCCUGGAGAAGCUCUUUGGCAACCUUACCGCACCUGUCUGACAAGGCUCUUCGGGUGCUGCGGUCCCUGGGUGUGGAUUCACUGCCAGAGCUUAUCGAGCGCCGGGAUGCUUCCAAGAUCCUGACGAAGCUUUCGCUGCCGAGCGCCGACGCGGUCAAAGAGAUGCUGCAGAUUGUGCAGGACAUGCCCAGGCUACGCAUGCGUGUGGAGCUCCGCGUGCUUGACCCAGAGGAGCCGGGGGAGAAAGAGGCGGAGGACCCAGACAAGCCCAAGCGCCGCAAGGGUAAGCUGGUGGCAUCCCCAUACAAGGUGCCGCCGGACAGCGAGUUGGAACUCACCGUGGUGCUGUGCUACGACAACGAGCCCAUGAAGUUCGUUCACGCGCCCAGAUUUCCCAAGAAGAAGACCUACUCCUGGUGGUGCAUCCUGGGAGAUACCGAGGUAGACGAGCUUGUCUCCAUCAAGAAGGCGCUUCUGCCCACAAGGCAGCGCUUCGAGCGGCGGAUCAGCUUUCAGUUCUGCUCCCCGGCAGACGAGGUGGGCGAGACCUUCACGCUCUCGGUGCUGUGCCGCUGGGCGAUGCUGGGCGGGGCGUCAGGGAUUCGGCGACGGAGAGGCAUGUCCGACUCCUUCUUCGGCUUGGACCAGCAGUUGGACCUGUCCAUCACCACCGCGGACCCAGACGCCUGA